AUGAUGCGCAUCGCAGCUGUUCAAUUUCAUAUCAAUCACGAAGACAAAGACGAAAACUGGAUACGCAUUGAGCAGUACCUUGCCAAAGCCGCCGAGACCAACGUCGAUCUUGUCGUGUUCCCAGAGUACUUUGUUGGAGGCCCAGGUACCCAUGUUGUGAACAAUGGUGCCCGGAAUCGGUUCUGCGACCUUGCCCGGAAAUACGAAUUAGAUAUUGUCCCUGGGACGGUCAUUGAGAGGGAUCCUCACGACGGUCACCUGUACAACUGUGCUUAUUAUAUUGAUAAAAGUGGGGAAGUGUUACUGGAGUAUCGAAAGGUGCACUUGUGGCACCCCGAACGAGAGUACAUGAAAGGCGGGAAACAUGGAUUUGCCACGGUAAAGAAUCGGUUUGGCAUCACCUUGGGGAUGUGCGUAUGCUGGGAUAUCGCUUUUCCAGAAGGAUUUCGCCAUAUGGUCCUCAAGCACCAUGCUCAACUGGUUAUUGCCCCAGCUUACUGGUCGUUUGAGGAUGCAGGAGAAGUGGGUCAAGGCCAUGAUUCCAUGAGCGAAGCGAAACUGAUCAAUGCGGUAUGCACCGCGCGAGCGUUUGAAAAUGAAAUUUGUAUGGUGUUUGUCAAUGCGGCCAACGAGAGUGAUGUGGAUCGACCUCAACCGUUUGGUCAACUAGCGGGACGCACCCAGAUCACGGUGCCUUUCAAGGGCCCCGUCGCGCAAUGCGACCACAAUCGACAAGAGAUGCUCGUCGCCGACGUUGAUAUCUCUGGACUGACCAACGACGCCGAAAAAGUGUACCAGAUUAGAAAGGAUUGGCGCGAAGGCAAAAUUUUUGGUGGCCAGGCAAAGCAAGAUGUGGAAACCUUUGUCCCACAAGAUAAUUCACACUAA
Messenger RNA from Radiomyces spectabilis, 888 nucleotides. Its product is annotated as carbon-nitrogen hydrolase. The transcript has 3 exons. The coding region runs from base 1 to 888 and encodes 295 amino acids. Gene Ontology annotation, molecular function: hydrolase activity, acting on carbon-nitrogen (but not peptide) bonds, in linear amides. The record is from RefSeq and is a predicted model, not a curated record. NCBI's taxonomy places the organism in Eukaryota, Fungi, Mucoromycota, Mucoromycetes, Mucorales, Radiomycetaceae.